ACUGUACCACAUACUUUAAAUAUGGUGUUUGCAACAGUUUUUUCUCCUCUCUAUACUGGGCAAAGAGCAGGUGUCUAUUUCCUGGAGUCGCAGAGCUGCACUGAGCUUCGGGUUGCACAGACAAGCUUCUCUCGCCUGGCUUGAAGAGAGGUGAGAUCUUCAGCUUUUGUGUAUAAAGGUUAUUUAACACUUGAGAACAUUAAAGUCUUGGGCAAUGGAAACAUCUUUAUCUAUUAAAUCAAGCGCUGUUGAAGAUGUACAGUACGAUGGAAGGGUGGAGAAUUGGGGAAUACAUUUAAUUAAGCUUUUCGUGUGCUUAUAUGUUGCUUGAGUGCAAAAAUAAAAAUCAUUUGAUCGUAUUUAUAUUUCACAAUGGACUUGAGACAACUGCAUCUGCCUCCCAGUGAAUGUACGUAUCGAUUUUUUUGCUGUGUUUCUGCUGGUUAACGUGGUAUGCACACUGUUGGCACGAACCUGUACUUUCGAAAGCUGGCACCGGGGUGGGGGGGGUUAGUACUGCCAAUUCACUGCUGCUCUUGGGUCCUGGGUUCGUUUCUUUCGGGUGUUCUCCUUGGUGGAGUCUGCGUGCUCUCCCUGGGGGUGGGGUGAGUUUUCUCAUCUCCCACAGACUUGCUGGUUAGGGUCAUGGGUGUGCCCUGCAGGGGACUGGCAUCCUGUCCGGUGUGCCCCUGACCCUGAUCGGAACAAUGCGGGAGCAGAAGUCCAUCGACCCCCAGGCUGGAAGCGGAGUGUGGCUGCCUGGCCUCUUCUCUGCGCCGCGGUUUCAACGUCCUGUUGAAGCUGGUCCGCCUUCUGUCCUGAGGAGGGUUUGCUUGGGAGCUUUGCUCUUUCUCUUACUGCCUGGGGCGCGGUGGGGGGAGAGUUGUGUCAGCAGUGAAGGUCUGGAUGUUGGGCCCUGUGAUUAAAGCCCUGCUGAGCUCGAUGCUGCAGUGAGACCACGCGGCCCGAGGUAGAGUAACCAGCUGGCCAGCCUGCUGGCCCCCAGGGGCCUGUGCUCGGCGUUCCGUUUUCCCUUAGCUCCUCGUCUCGUCCCCAGGAGGUGGCCACAGCAUGCCCAGCCCGCAGGAGCUGCAGGAGCUGCAGGAGAUCGAGCAGGAGCUGAGGCGGCUGCAGCUCAAGACCCAGCAGCUGAAUGACCGGCGAGCGCUGCUGUCCAUGCUGCAGAGCUUCCAGGAGGACACCAAGAUCAUCGCCCCUUCUGGCAGGAAGAAGAAAGCAGACGGAUCGGGGAAGAAAUCGGAGCUGGAGGAGAUCGAGGAGGAACUGGAAGCUCUCUCGGAGAAGGAGGAGGAUCUCCUUGCCAGGAAAGAAGAGAUCCUCUACCCAGAUGGUCAGAAACAAGCGGUCUCCAAGCUGAACGGCAUGGGGGUGUUCGUCCUCCCUCGCCUGGGCAGCGAGAUGCCGGACGUGCCGCCCCCCCCGCCCGCGCCAGCGCCCUCCGUCAUCUUUGAUGUGGAGAUGCUGCCCCCUCAGGCGUCCCAGACGCAGUGCCCGUCCUGCCACCAGUUCAUCACCACGGAGGUCUUCACCAGGGUGGGCAGCGUGGCCUGGAUGGUCUGCUUCAUGUCCAUCUUGUUUGGGUGUGUGGCCGGCUGCUGUCUCCUUCCUUUCUGCACUGACACGUUUAAAGAUGUAGUCCACAAUUGUCCGAAGUGUCGUGCCCAGAUCCACACCAACACCAAGCUGUAAGCCUGCACCUGGGGACAGGGCGGUGCUGUGCUGAGAGGCGGGGGGCCCGUCCAGCGGUCCCGGCUCUGCGGCCACAAGGAGAAGCAGGACAGGGCUGGGGGAAGGGACUGGAGUAGACCCGAGGAACAUCUCUGAGCUGGACCACGGAUGAACUUGUACAGCUCUGCCCUGGCAUUGGGGAAACGCCUGUAAAUUUAGACAGAUAUUGCAUGGGACGUGAAACCGCAUGGCUCGUCCUGUGAACAUUUAAUCCUCCUGUUAUAAACCUGAUAAAUGAAUGAAUAUUAUUUCUGUAAGCAGAACCAGAAAUGACGAUUUAAAGGAAGAAGCGAAUAGAACGCGCUAGUCCUCUGUACUGUAUUCUCUGGGGAAUGGUUACGAGAUCAGCCAGAGAUAACGACACUAGCAAACAGAAGAACAGUCCUCUUCAGCUGCACCCGGGCUGAUCUGCAUUAAUUAAACAAAUUGUAAACCCCUGUGCUGUCUUGCGCAACAGGAUUGAAUCGGAUUUCUGGAGGUUUUAUUCUGCUCAGUUCCACGAAAGAAGGGCAGGGCUCAGCCGGUGAGUGACACUGCUGUGCUCUGUAGGCGUUGGUUGGGAGCAGGUCGGUUUUCCCCCGUUUUGAGCACGUCUGAAACAUUCACCAACCUCCUGCAGGAGAGGAGAGCUGGCGCUGCUUCAUGCUGACCAGCCCGAAGGGCUCUCUGUCCUCUCUCCUGCCUGCUGACCUCCAGGGCUGACGAAGCCUCAGAGCUCCGUUCUUGCGUCACUCCACUUCUCCCAGCCUGCACCUUGAGAGACGCGCGAACAAAACUCUCUUCUUAAAACCUUCAUCACACAAAGUGCUUGUAAAGCCAGAUCUCUUGUUUUUUUUGCAUAAAAUGCAAACUUUUAUGAUUACCUAUGCAAUACAACGAAACAGUGGAAAUAAAAGUAACAUCUGUUAAAAAUAAUGCUUGGAGUUGCACUUGUCUUUUUUUAGAAAUGACCCGCUACCAUGUGGAUCUUAAUGUCCCUUGUUUAACCGUGGGUGAAACUGUAGGUCAGGGGUUCAUAACCCUGUUCCUGGGAUCCAUCAAAACUAACAUUGAUUAAUUGAGACCUUUGAAAGUUUUUUCCUACCCAGACGUUGGGAGAUCUUAGGUUCUUAAACACAAAUGGUUAAACUGCAACUGUUAAGGAACUGAAACCAAUCAAAAGAGUUCAAAUUAAUAGUGGGUUUAAUUCUGUAUCUGUAACGGAUCCAGCUCUGCGGGAAUGAACCCCCG
Lepisosteus oculatus (spotted gar) is the source of this 2979-nucleotide messenger RNA. RefSeq lists its product as uncharacterized. NCBI's taxonomy places the organism in Eukaryota, Metazoa, Chordata, Actinopteri, Semionotiformes, Lepisosteidae. Gene Ontology annotation, cellular component: cytoplasmic side of lysosomal membrane; cytoplasmic side of late endosome membrane; nucleus. The record is from RefSeq and is a predicted model, not a curated record. Gene Ontology annotation, molecular function: zinc ion binding.